AUGGCCGAUCUCGAACUGUUUUACUUUGACCAACCCGAUCCGAGAGACGCCUCCCCGGUUUUAACUAAGCAAAGUGUCACGGAGAUCUGCGGCGGCGGCGGCGGCGGAAAGUCGCCUCAUCCCGGCGGAGGAGAGGGUUCAGCACCGUGGACAGCGAGCCAGAGGGCGCCGCGGCCGGAGGAGGAAACGGAGACAUGUUUCACCUGCAAACGCCAAGAUGAUGAAGACGGUGAUGAUGUCCGGCUGAUAGGGACAAGUCCCCAAAGCUGCAGACUGAGUCAAAGCUCCUCGAGUGAACUGUACGAGGAGGAGGAGGCGAUGCAGGAAGAGGAGGACGCCGUCCCGGAACUUUACUUGCUGUCCGACGACGACCUCUCCUCCGACGGCUCGGGCAAGUCGGUGGACUACGGCUUCAUCAUCGCCGUGGCGUGCCUGGUGACGGGCAUCUCUUUGGUCGCCAUAUCCUACACGGUCCCCAGGGACGUGCGAGUGGACCCGGACAGCAUCUCCGCCCGGGAGAUGGAGCGUCUGGAGAGGGAGAGAGCCGGGGUCGGGGCCCACCUGGACCGGUGUGUCAUAGCGGGACUGUGCCUGCUCACCCUCGGGGGCGUGCUGCUGUCCACCCUGCUCAUGAUCUCCAUGUGGAAGGGGGAGAUGAUGAGGAGGAAGGCGUUUGCCUAUUCCAAACACGCGGCCAAGUUGUACGGCUCGAUCAGUCUGAGGGCAGGCUCCAGCCCGACUCGGGGAUCCUGCUCGCAUUUGUCAGCGGCUGAUGAGGAUUUAGAAGUGCUCAGCUGA
Molecule: messenger RNA, 798 nt
Organism: Xiphias gladius (swordfish)
Lineage: Eukaryota; Metazoa; Chordata; Actinopteri; Istiophoriformes; Xiphiidae
Product: transmembrane protein 74
Exons: 1
Coding region: 1-798 (265 amino acids)
Source: RefSeq, a predicted model, not a curated record